Molecule: messenger RNA, 2529 nt
Organism: Closterium sp. NIES-67
Lineage: Eukaryota; Viridiplantae; Streptophyta; Zygnematophyceae; Desmidiales; Closteriaceae
Source: the annotation of a GenBank genome assembly
UUCAGGCACUUGUACCACUCGAGCGACACCACUUUCAAACUCACCUCACGACUCACUUCCCCCUCCACUCUUGAUCGUGUUCCACGUCUGUUUCUGCUCUGCCCCAGCCACUGUCAGCCAUGGACGGCCGUCCCCGCUGGUCCACCUCCGCGUCGCCGCCGCACGCGCGUCGCGACGAUGCGGACAGCGACGAUCCCGACGACCCUGCCCCGCCGUGUCGUAAAGGGGCCCUGCCUUCUCUCCCCUUGUCUCGCGCAUCCUCCGCCGACUUCCCCACCGUAGCACCCGCCGCUGCGUCCGCCCCCAUGAGCCGUGCGGCAGUGCUGCGCGAGCUGGAGCGGAUGGCGCGGCUGCGCGCUCUGCUGGACGCGCGCGAGGCGGAGGUGCUGGCGGUGCUCGACUCCGCCUUCGCCUGGCUCCGCUGCUCCGCGCAGCCGUGCGUGCCGGAUGGGAGAGACGAUCACGGGGGAAGCUAUUUCAGCGGAGUGCGGCGGGCAGGAGUGAUCGUUGUUAACACGGUCGAUGACGAUGCUGCCGCCGUUGCGAGAGGCGAUGCGCCCCCGUCUGCUUUUGCCCCUGCCACGCGUCACUCGUCCGCGACGCCCGUCACGACACUCGCUGCUGCUGCGGUGGGUCGGGAGGAAGCCGAUGCGGCCCGGGUCACGAGCGACGACGACGCUACUGGUGGCGGCGCGUGGCAAGUCAACGGUCGCAGCCAGCUGCGCGCUGCCAGCCAGUCCGUCCCGGUCGCAGAGCAUUCCGAGUGGUUGGCUGCCGGCGACGAGGGCGCUCUCCCCGCCAAGGCUUCGCAGGCCGGAAGGGUUGUAGACUGCGCGCCGAGCGCAGGCAUGCAGCGCGUGGGCGGUGGCGGCACGGUGCGGGCAGAGGAAGUGGAAGAGGCGGUGGAGGCGGUGGAGGUGGUGGUGAAGCGAAAGCGCGGGCGGCCCAAGGGCAGCGGCAAGAAGGGGUCGCUCGCCGCGCUCACUCCGUCCCGCGCCCCGCCCUCCACUCGCGCCCUGCCCGCCUCUCCUCUUCCAUCCCCCUCGUCGAAGCCGUGCGCGCCCUCGGCCGCUCCGCCCGCCCCUGCGCCGCGUGCAGAUGCCGCGACAGACGGCGUCGCGAGUAGGGGGAUGAAGGGGGCAGAAUGUUGGGAUCCCAGCGAGGUUGGGUGCAAGGACGGCAAGGACGGCAAGGACGGCAAGGACGGCAAGGACGGCAAGGACGGCAAGGACCGACGCGGCGAGUGGGCCGAGGUGAAGCGGGUGAGGGACGGCGUGGAGGGCGCGGAGUGGCGGAGAGCGGGCCGUGGGGGAAGCGGCAGCAGCGAGCUGCGCGACGAGGGCGAAGCGGGUGCGCGGCGGAUGAGCGCGUGUGGCGCUGGCCGCCCCGUGCUAUCCGCGGCGACUGGUUCUGGGCGCGCUGCUGCAGCCGGGGCGGAGCAGCAUGACGCCGUACAGUGGACGGGCGGCGACGGGGGACGGGGCAGCAAGGGGCCGUUGAGUGGCGCAGGCGGAGUGGGGGCGAGCGGCAGGGGGCGCAAGAGCAAGGGGCCCACUGGGAGGCCGCGAGGCAGGCCCAGGGCUGUUCAAGUGGAGAAGAGCGGUGGCGUGGACGGAGGGAAGCAACGGGCGAGGGAGAGUGCAGGGGAGGCGGAUGGGAGGGCGGGGGGUGCCGGUGGCAGUGCAGCGGGGUGUGUGGCUGGUUGCGGCUCAGAGUGGGCUGCGGACGGUCUUGCUGCAGGGGGUAAGGCAGAAGGGGGGCCCGUGUACUUGAGUGACCCGGAGCAGCGCCAUGGGCGCUUGCUGGCUGGCGACAUGCCGUGUGGGGUGGGCGAUGGCACGGCCGUCUCCAGUGCGCCCCCCACGCCCAGCAUCAAUGGCUCUCUGGCGUUUGGCGCCGCUGCUGCAGCCACGGCCCUGAAGGGCGCGGCAGAAGCGCUGGAGGCCGCCCGGGUGGUGGGCGCACCUGAUGGGCUGGCCGUGGCGGUGGACGGCAUGGAGGUGGGCGCUCUGCACCCGCAUGGGGCAGGACUAGAUGCUGGUGGGCAUGCCGUGGGGGAUGGUGCAGUGCGGAUGGGUGAGUUGGGUGCAUGGGGGGAGGAAGGGGUGGGGUGUGGGAUGCAUGUGGUGAAGAAGAUGAGGGCAUCGCAUGGUGGGGUGGGGGCACCGCAUGGUGAGGAGGCGAGUGAGAGUGGGGGCCGUGCGUGGGGCAGCUGCAGUGGAGUGGCGUCCCAGGCACACUGGAGGCUGCCUUCUAGUGCCCUUGCUCUGGUGGGGGCAGGUGCUGGAGGUCACCCAGGUUCACACCCUCCUGCUUGAAGAUUAGGGAGGAAUGGAAGGUGCUGCCAACACUCGGCCAGUGGGAGUUUGCCAUUUUGAGCUACUGUAUAUGGCUGGCUGGGGUUCAUUUCACAUCAGUUGAGAAUAGAGGGUAGGCUUUAGACAAAGAAAUAAAUGCCGGUGGUGCAAUUUGGUGCCUACAAUGGUCUCUCCACUAUUUCUACCGUAUUACAGUCCUGUGACAAGAUUC